Messenger RNA from Heterobasidion irregulare TC 32-1, 2606 nucleotides. RefSeq names its product NADPH cytochrome P450 reductase (gene por1). Bases 49 to 2244 code for a protein of 731 amino acids. Gene Ontology annotation, cellular component: cytosol. The transcript has 4 exons. Lineage: Eukaryota; Fungi; Basidiomycota; Agaricomycetes; Russulales; Bondarzewiaceae. The record is from RefSeq and is a predicted model, not a curated record. Gene Ontology annotation, molecular function: flavin adenine dinucleotide binding; FMN binding; NADPH-hemoprotein reductase activity.
CCUUCCUCCCUCCGUCGACCGACCUUCGUCGUCGUCGCCCCUCCCCCCAUGGCUAUCUCCUCCUCAUCAGACGUCGCCGUCCUCGCGGUCGGCGUCGUCUUGGCCGCCAUCUAUCUCUUCCGCGAUCAGCUCUUCGCACCAUCAUCAAAGUCGAAAGCGGUCGCCAUCCCUUCUAAGGAUUCCAAUGGCGGUGGAAAUCCCCGAGACUUUGUUGCAAAGUUGAAGGCUGGCAAAAAGCGCCUCGUCAUCUUCUACGGUUCGCAAACCGGCACGGCUGAGGAAUACGCUAUCCGCAUCGCCAAAGAGGCCAAAUCCAAGUUUGGUCUCACCUCCCUCGUUUGCGACCCCGAGGAGUAUGACUUUGAAAACCUUGACACGCUUCCGGAAGACUGCGCUGCCAUCUUCGUUAUGGCUACCUACGGAGAAGGAGAACCCACUGAUAAUGCCGUUCAGCUCAUGCAGAACCUAGCUGACGACUCCUUCGAAUUCUCCAAUGGCGAACAUAAACUUGACGGUCUCAAAUACGUUGUCUUCGGUCUCGGUAACAGGACAUACGAGCAUUACAAUGUCAUCGCCAAGCAGGUCGAUCAGCACCUUUCGAAAAUGGGCGCUACUCGUAUCGGCGAACGCGGAGAGGGCGAUGACGAUAAGAGCAUGGAGGAGGACUACCUGGAAUGGAAGGAUGGCAUGUGGGAAGAGUUUGCUCGCGUUAUGGGUGUCGAGGAAGGCCAGGGCAGCGACACGGCUGAUUUCGCCGUAAACGAACUCGAAUCCCACCCUCCGGAGAAGGUCUACCGCGGCGAGUUGUCUGCACGUGCUUUGACCAGGUCGAAAGGUAUUCACGAUGCCAAGAACCCUUACCCGUCUCCAAUCGCUGUAUCUCGCGAGUUAUUCCAGAUCGUGGACGACCGCAACUGCGUGCACAUUGAGCUCAACAUUGAAGGCUCUGGCAUCACAUACCAGCAUGGUGACCACGUUGGGGUCUGGCCGUCUAAUGCUGAUGUGGAGGUUGACCGUUUACUCUGUGCUCUUGGACUCUACGAGAAGCGUGAUACCGUCAUUGGUAUCGAGUCCUUGGACCCUGCUCUCGCCAAGGUUCCUUUCCCCGUCCCUACUACCUACGGCACCGUCUUCCGCCACUACCUCGAUAUCUCCGCUGUUGCUGGCCGUCAAAUUCUCGGCGCCCUUUCCAAGUAUGCGCCGACCCCGGAGGCCGAGGCAUUUUUGAAGAAUCUUAACCAGCACAAGGACGAGUACGCUUCAGUAGUCAACGAUGGUUGUCUCAAGCUUGGCGAACUUCUCCAGCUCGCCGCCGGUAACGAUCUCACGGCCGUCCCCACUCCCGACAACACGACUGUUUGGAACAUUCCCUUCGAUAUUAUCGUAUCGUCGAUUUCUCGCCUGCAGCCUCGGUACUACUCCAUCUCCUCCAGCCCUAAACUGCACCCGACCACCAUCCACGUCACUUGCGUCGUUCUCAAAUAUCAGUCUGCAGGUGAACGCGUACCGCAGAAGUGGGUUCACGGUGUCGGUUCCAACUACUUACUCAACCUCAAGUUUGCGGCUAACGGGGAGUCAGCUCCUCUGCUGAGCGACCCCUCGGGCAAGCCUGCUUCAGUCGCCGUGCCCUCGUACGCCAUUGAAGGACCUCGCGGCGCUCAUCUCGACAACGGUAUUUACAAGGCUCCGAUCCACGUCCGUCGCUCGACUUUCAGGCUUCCCACGAACCCGAAGAGCCCUAUCAUCAUGAUUGGUCCUGGCACUGGUGUUGCACCUUUCCGCGGUUUCGUUCAGGAGCGUGUGGCCCUCGCCCGUCGUACGAUCGAGAAGAACGGUCCUGACGCACUUAACGAUUGGGGUCGCAUCACGCUUUUCUACGGUUGCCGUCGCUCGACUGAGGACUUCCUGUACAAAGAAGAGUGGGCAGAAUACACAAAGGAGCUGCGUGGCAAGUUCGAGCUGCACUGCGCCUUUUCCCGCGAGCCACCAUACAAGCCCGACGGCAGCAAGAUCUACGUACAGGACCUGGUCUGGCAGGAGCGCGCACAAAUCGCCGACGCCAUUCUUAACGGCAAGGGCUACGUGUACAUCUGUGGCGACGCGAAGAGCAUGAGCAAAGCCGUCGAGGAGGCGCUGGCGCGGAUCCUUGGUGAGGCGAAGGGCGGCAGUGCGGAGGUCGAGGGCGCUGCGGAGGUUAAGUUGCUCAAGGAGCGGUCGCGGUUGAUGCUGGAUGUGUGGAGCUGAGGGACAGAUGCCUCCUCUGGUUCGGGCGCCGGGCUUGGUUUGAGCUCGGAUUUUUGUUUUGUUUUUGUGCAUUCACUCGGUCGCUGUUCGCUAUCAUCCUCCAUACAUCUGUGAAUUAUCGCAUUACGACUGCUAGCCUACCACUUUACCAUCUUCAUUUCUUCGGCUGUUUUCUCGUUAUGUGUGUAGAAGCGUUGUGGGCGCGCCUGCCGACUGAUUAGGCUGGUUACUGGAUCGACUACUUAUUGGGUUAUCCAAGGGGGCGGGGGACGUUGUAUAUAGGUUUGGAUUAGAUUCCUCGGCCAUGGAGAUGUGCAAUAGUUAAGAAUUGUAUAAUUUAUCGGAAUUAUGUCUUGAAGAUC